This is a messenger RNA of Dipodomys ordii (Ord's kangaroo rat), 948 nucleotides long. It is a transcript of the gene Il20rb, whose product is annotated as interleukin 20 receptor beta. The record is from RefSeq and is a predicted model, not a curated record. The coding region runs from base 1 to 948 and encodes 315 amino acids. The transcript is spliced from 7 exons. Gene Ontology annotation, molecular function: interleukin-20 binding. Lineage: Eukaryota; Metazoa; Chordata; Mammalia; Rodentia; Heteromyidae.
AUGGUUCUGGAAGGAACCUGGACAAGUCUCUUCACGUGGGUUUUCUGCACUUUGAUUCCAUGCUCGCUCACGGAUCCUGGGGCUGUGGUGCCCGCCCCGCAGAACCUCUCUGUCCACUCAGCCAACAUGAAGCAUCUCUUGGUGUGGAGCCCAGUGAUCCUGCCUGGAGAAACAGUCCACUACUGGGUUGAGUACCAGGGGGAGUACGAGAGUCUGUACAUGAGCCACGUGUGGAUACCCAGCAGCUGGUGCUCCCCGACCCCAGGCCCCGAGUGUGACGUCACCGAUGACAUCACGGCCACGGUCCCGUACCGGCUCCGCGUCAGGGCCACGUCGGGCCCACGGGCGUCAGCUUGGAGCGCCCUGAAGCCACCGUUUAAUCGGAACUCAACCCUCCUCCUCCCGCCCAGGAUGGCCGUCAGGAAGGAUGGCUCCCACCUGGUGAUUGAGCUGGAGGACCUGGGGCCCCAGUUCGAGUUCUUCGUGACCUUUUGGAGGAAGGCGCCUGGGGCCAAGGAACAUGCCAAGGUGGUGAGGAGCGUGGGCUUCCCUGUCUACCUGGGGGCCAUGGAGCCGGGCGCCGUGUACUGCGUGAAGGCCCGUGCGCUGGUCCGAGCCAUCGCGAGACGCAGCGCUUUCAGCCAGGCGCAGUGCGUGGAGGUGCAAGGAGAGGCUCUGCCCCUCGGCCUGGCCCUGUUUGCCUUUGUCGCCUUCAUGCUGUUCCUGGUGGCCCUGCCAGUCUCCAUCUGGAAGACGGGUCAGCUGCUCCGCUACUGCUGCUGCCCCAUGGCCGUCCUCCCGGACACUCUGAAGAUCACCAACCCGUCGCAGAAGCUCGCGCCCUGCCGGAGGGAGGAGAAGGUGGACGUGUGCGUCAUGACCGACCGUGCUGCCCCCCGGAGAGGGCUUCCCCACGCGGAGCUAGCAGAUGUGGGGGAAGGGCCUUGA